This is a messenger RNA of Archocentrus centrarchus (flier cichlid), 1105 nucleotides long. RefSeq names its product testis expressed 30 (gene tex30). The transcript is spliced from 4 exons. The coding region runs from base 352 to 1047 and encodes 231 amino acids. The record is from RefSeq and is a predicted model, not a curated record. Lineage: Eukaryota; Metazoa; Chordata; Actinopteri; Cichliformes; Cichlidae.
GAGAAGAAGCUGCUUCUGAUGGAGAAGUUUGUCGAGGUAAAUAUAAACAAAAAAUAGAUAAAAAUUAACGAUUGAUUAGAUUAGCGUUAACUGUAGCUCGAGCCAGAAUAGGUGAGUGUUUAAAGGCGAGGGGCAUAGAGCCUCAUACAUUACCUGAAUGUCCGCGCUGAAACUAAUAGUCCCAUAUAGAGGGCAGCUAAUUUGUUGGCUAGAUUAUCAAUAGUUUGCUUUACACUUAUUUAGUUGUAUAUAGUAAGAGUAAGAAUUACCUUAUAUAGAUUUGUAAACGCUGGUUUGUCCGAGCUUUCUCGCUGUAAGGAAAAUGUUUAAUCAGCAUUCGCUGAUGUGCACAUGGUGAUCACCGACUUUCAGGAGGCGGUGAAGGUGCCGUUUGGUACAAAAUCUUUAGAUGCUGCCUUGUGUGGCCCUGCCGACGUAAAAGAUGUUCACACAGCCGUGAUACUCACGCAUGGUGCCGGGGGAGACAUGAACUUCAAACAUCUGGUUUCUCUGGCUCACAAGCUGGCAUCAAACGGUUUCCUCUGCCUCCGCUUUACAUGCAAAGGUUUGAACUUGGCUUACAGGGUGAAGGCAUACAGUGCUGUGUGGGACUACCUGAAAUCACUACAGAAGUUUACAAUAACACACACAUUUUUUGGAGGCAGGUCAAUGGGAUGUCGUUCUGCUGUAGCUUUAGCUAGGCGACUAAGUGAAGAAUCCAAGGACGCAGUGGAGGGUGUGAUGUGCUUGUCUUUCCCCCUGCACCCACCAGGGCAGACACACGCCCAUCGCCAACGGAGUGAAGAUCUCAGGAUGCUGCCAGAGCACAUGCGUGUGCUGUUUGUGUCAGGGACUGAAGACGACAUGUGUGACAGGGUCUAUUUUGACAGGAUGGUAAAAGAAAUGAAAGCUCAAGUUGAGAUUUUCUGGCUCCAAGGAGGCAGCCAUGGACUGACAGUGAAAGGAAGGUCUGAGGUUUCUGUGAUGGAUGAAGUUAACUUAAAAGUCAUCUCUUGGAUCAGUAAUCAGGCAGCACUGGCUACUUAAUGUCAUCUUGUUUUAAUGUAUUUCUUUUAUUCCAAUAAAAGUUGUUAUUAUAUCACAA